UCUUCUGACUUGUUCUGGAUUUUCCUUGAAGAGUUCGGUUUCAUGAAAACCUUGCCCAGAAUGAGUGCGGUGUCCACGAUCGAGGACGGAUCUGGUCGUCGCGAUUGAAAUACACAUUUGUGUUUUUGUUGCGUUCCUUCCUCUGUAAUUGGACCAGAAGUCUCCCCAAUCAGCUUCUUAACAAGAGUAGACAAGUGGAUUUACGAAAAGACUGCGGACCAAACCGUUCCAAAAAUUUAAGGUUUUUUCUUUUUUAAAGAAGAAUCCGUGAUUUAGUAUUUUCUUUCAUAAUACUAAUUUUUGUACAUGUUUAUUUAUAUAUGUUUGAAUUGACUUUUAUCUUUUACUUUUUGAUUUUUUGUUUUUCUUAAGUCUUGCGGAUCGAGUUUGUUAAUUGUUGGUUUUUUUCCAGUUUCCUAGAUUGACAUAUAAAUGCGUCACAAUCUUUUGAAAAAAAUCGAAUAGUGUCUUUUAAUAUUGGCAAGAUUGAAAGGGGUACAUUCUUUGCUUAGGAAAUGCAUAUGACCUAGCCGUCAAAUAAUCUCUCCACGUAUACAACCUUUUAUUUUUCUCAAAAAGUCUUCCUAGAAUUUCAUAAGUGGAAAAAAGUAUUUGGCAAAAAGCAAUGUUAUGUAAGCGUUUCAUAGCGUUGACUUAUAAAUGAUAUGGAUCAUUGAGAGUUUGAAUAUAAUACGGUCAUCUAAAUACUUGCCUUUUGUUUUAUUGUUAUUCUGUAACUUAAUUUAUAUAUUGGUAAUCUCACUCCUGAUAUAUCCAUGCCAUAUGUUCUUGGUUGAAACCUUCGGUCAGCCAAGGGCAAAGACCUCUCUUGUUCACACACGAGGGAGAGAGCUACUAAGGCUAAAGUUAAAAUGGAGAGCUCAGAGGCAGGAACAUCAUCAGGAAGCGAGUAUCAAGUGUUCCUAAGCUUCAGAGGGCCCAACACUCGUAGUGAUUUUACCGAUUGCCUCUACCAUAGCUUGACCGAUGUCGACAUCUGCGUCUUUCGAGACGAUGAAGAGCUCCGUGUUGGUGAAAGAAUUGAUGGAGCUCUCCAGAGAGCAAUCAACAACUCUAUGAUCUACAUCCCCGUCUUCUCUCCAACCUAUGCUUCAAGUAAAUGGUGUCUCCGCGAGCUCACGCAGAUUAUGGGGAGCACCUCCAAGACAAACGAGAAUAAAGAGAUCCUACCUAUUUUCUUCAAUGUGGAACCUAAAGAUCUUAAGAUGGAAGACGGGUUGUAUCGCAAAGCCAUUCUCAUUUUGCAGGACAAGAAUAACUUGAGCAUCGAAGAAGUAAAUUCCUGAGAAAGGCUUUGACGGAGGUUGAUGAAAUAAAGGGAUGUAAAAUCAAGAUAGGCGAUAGCCAAGGUGAACUAAUCAAGUUGGUCACUGUGGAGGUUUUGAAGAGGCUGAAGAUAAACGAAAAGCCCGUGACUGAAUGUUUAAUUGGAAUUGAUGAUCAAGUGGUAGCAGUAAAAAAACUGCUAGACAUAGACUCUGGAGGUGUGCGUCUCAUUCAAAUUCAUGGCAUGGGGGUAUCGGUAAAACGACUCUCGCCAAGGUCGUGUUCAAUCAACUUCAUACCCACUUUGGAAAGUGUUGCUGCUUUCUUGAAGAUGUUCGAGAAAAGUCAUCAAGAACUGAUGGCUUGGUUGAAUUGCAAAAGAAGUUAUUAUCUGAAAUAGGAAAUGCUGCAGGAACAGAAAGUGUCGAUGAAAUUAACUAUGGAAUGACUAGGAUUGAAGGAACACUUCGCAAGAAGAAGGUCUUCAUUGUACUGGAUGAUGUUGAUAGACGCGAACAAGUGGAGAAACUAGUUGGAAAAUGUGCUUUGUGUUCAGGGUCUAGAGUACUGAUUACUACUAGAAACAUUGAUGUUUUGCCAAUCCCUGAACAAAAAUAUGAAAUGGAGUUGAUGAAUAGUAAUCAUGCGCUUGAGCUCUUCAGCAAACAUGCAUUUAACAAGGACUCUCCUUUAGAUGAUCGCUAUGAUAUUGCAAACGAAAUUGUAAAUGCCACCGGAAGACUUCCUUUGACUAUUGAAGUAAUUGGUUCAUUUCUGUACAAUAAAACACAAGAACUAUGGAACAAAACAUUGGAGAAGUUAGGGAAAGCACCUUGGGAGGGUGUGUUCAAAAAGUUGAGGAUUAGCUAUGAUGCAUUGACUUUAUAUCAACAACAAAUUUUUCUAGAUAUUGCAUGCUUUUUCAUUGGUAAGGAAAAGGCAAAUGCAAUUCAUAUGUGGGAAGAUUUUGACUUCUCCCCAAGUAGGGAAAUUGAGGUCCUUAGAAGCAUGUCCUUGAUAAAGAUUGUAAAGGACAAUGAAUUUUGGAUGCACGAUCAACUCAGAGAUCUUGGAAGGGAAAUUGUUAGUCAAGAAAAUCUGAUGAAUCUUGAAGAGCGUAGUAGGUUAUGGAGUAAGGAGGAAGUCCUCGAUGCAAUAAGGACAAAGAAGGUGGAACACUUCAUGAGAGAACUCAUAAAUUCUCUUUUUCUUCUUGCUUUUAAUACUUUUCCUUGAUAAAAUAGAAUGCUGAACACUACUUGUUUUGCUCUCAUUUGCAAAUGAAGAAGGUUCAAGCAAUGAAACUAGAAUUGUUUCCUACGGAAGUAUCUAUCAAAAGUGAAGAGAUUAGAAGGUUUGAAAAUCUGAGGUUCCUUAGACUUGAUGGGGGAACGUUUGUUGGCAACCUAAUGGAUUGUUUUCCCAAUUUAAGAUGGAUUUAUUGGAAUGCUUCUGGUUUAAAGUGUAAGCUAACUAAUAUGUGCUUGAAGAAUGUGGUUGUCAUUGAAUUUUAUUUCAUUGACGGUAUA
Molecule: messenger RNA, 2816 nt
Organism: Eucalyptus grandis
Lineage: Eukaryota; Viridiplantae; Streptophyta; Magnoliopsida; Myrtales; Myrtaceae
Product: TMV resistance protein N-like
Exons: 2
Coding region: 1732-2523 (263 amino acids)
Biological process (GO): defense response
Molecular function (GO): ADP binding
Source: RefSeq, a predicted model, not a curated record